This is a messenger RNA of Coturnix japonica (Japanese quail), 1023 nucleotides long. Lineage: Eukaryota; Metazoa; Chordata; Aves; Galliformes; Phasianidae. The record is from RefSeq and is a predicted model, not a curated record.
CCUCACCACGGCAUGCUCUCUGGCUUCUGAGGCAGCAGUGAGAAUGCGGGCAGUUUGGUGCAUGAUCUUGUACUUCUUUGGAGCGAGAGCUGAGAUAACUCAAACCUCAAGUCUGGUGCUGAAAGAAGAUGAGAAUGCUACUCUGAAAUGCAGUCAAAAUGAUAAUCACAGUUAUAUGUAUUGGUAUAUGCAGCAGCCAGGGAAGGGCCUGCAAUCAAUCUAUUAUUCAUACAGAACAAGUCAGAUUUUUAAGGGUGAUGUUCACACUGGAUACGAGGCUAAGAGGUUAAGCCAAGAAGUCUUUCAUUUAGAUAUCGUGUCUGUAAAGAAGAACCAUUCAGCUGUCUAUUUCUGUGCCUCCAUGGCAGACAAUUCUGGUACUUCUUCAAAAUACUGUGCAAACUCACCACUGAGCUUCGGACAGGGCACUCGUCUGACAGUGGUUGGGAAGAACGAUGAAAUCAUACCACCAGCUGUGGCCAUCUUUUCACCAUCAAAGCAAGAGAUUCAACAGAAGAACAAGGCCACACUGGUAUGCCUGGCCUCUGGUUUCUACCCUGAUAACCUCAAUUUAGUCUGGAAGGUGAAUGGUGUGAAGAGGACAGAAGGAGUGGGAACAGAUGAGACUUCCACAUCAAAUGGGAGCACUUAUGCAUUGACCAGCAGACUGAGAAUCUCAGCCCAAGAGUGGUUCAAUCCUCUGAAUCGUUUUGAGUGUAUUGCCAAUUUUUUUAAGAAUAAAACACUGGAAUCAAUACACAAAUUCAUCUAUGGUGAUACUGGCUGUGAUAUCUUCAGAGAAAACUAUCAGAGAACUGCUACAGCUGGGAAGUUUGUAUACAUGAUGCUCAUUUUCAAGAGUGCUUUGUAUGGGAUAUUUGUGUUGGGGAUGAUGCUUUGGUACAAGAAAGUGUACUAAAUAUGCUUUGCCUUGAAGAGGAAACAUUAUGCAAGUGGAAAGCUUCAGAUCUUCAAACACAAGUUCUGAUUUGCUUUAGGAAACAGUAAACAAACUACAUGGCA